This is a messenger RNA of Verruconis gallopava, 2318 nucleotides long. RefSeq lists its product as hypothetical. Bases 809 to 1966 code for a protein of 385 amino acids. Lineage: Eukaryota; Fungi; Ascomycota; Dothideomycetes; Venturiales; Sympoventuriaceae. The record is from RefSeq and is a predicted model, not a curated record. The transcript has 2 exons.
GUCACAUUCUUGCCUUUAUAAUCGCUAUAGCGUCGUACUGCCCUUGAUAAUUUUGACUUUUGGCUGCUUGACGUCGAUGCUAUCGAGAUUUCCAGAAACAGGUUGUGAGACACGCAGAACGGCCCGACGAAAAUCAUUUUCAGCGUCUGUUCUACUACUGUCAACGUUGUACCACACAAAGCUCCCCAUCUCCAGACAUCACCAUCACAUCAAAGGUCUGCACUGUCGGACCCGAGUCAAGGGUUCAUAUCCCAGUAGAUGCAUGCGCUGGUGCUCCUAUCCAACCAUAACGGCUCAUCUGGAAGAGAAAGAAAAACAAAAAUAAUGUGGCCCGCGCUCAUGGUGGCUGCCCAGAAUGCUUGGAUUGUAUCCGUGGCGGUAACUUCAUCUUCCUAGUCACGUAGCUAACGUUGGAAUUUGCAAGGAACAGCAGAAUAUUGCCGACGGGCGCCAUUUGAUUUGCAUACACACCGAGGUUUUGGUUAAGAGUGGCGAUAACGUACGACCUCAGCCUCAUCUGUGUCUAGCUUAGGCCACUGUUUGGUGCCAGUGAAUCUGCAUGCAAUGGCGAACUUACUUAUUUUGUGGACCACGCCAUCUGCGAAGGGGUCCUACGCAAAUCUUUUAUGUCCUACUUUGCGCAUGGCUUUUUCUUGCUGUCUCACCACGCAAUCCAUUCUCGGGUGUGAAAGAAAAUCGCCGUUAAUAUUUGCCACCAUCACCGGCUGGACACCAACCUUUGCGAGCCGUUCUUACAUUGUCUGGGUAAUAUAGCGGAACAAACUCUCGUUAUUUACAUGCCGCAUGUAUGCGCACAUUCUACAUCCCAGACAUGACUUUGUUCAACCUGCCUGAGUCAAUACGUCAUCGUAUAUACGAAGAGGUGUUGUCAGAAGGCCGAAAUACGGUCCCACUUCUUCAAACGUGCCGUCAAGUCCUUGCUGAAGCCCAACCUAUUGUCUUUGAAGUCCCUGUCACUUUCAAUUCCCAGUACGAUCUGGUGGAGUGGUUUAGUACGGUGGGUCCAACCUACGCGAGAGGUGUGAAGAAGUUACACCUCACCAUACAAGACCUCGAGGUUUUACCUGCAAACAGAGACAGUGCGCACUUAUCAUGGCCUAGUCUGUCACUUCUGGAGCUUUACCAAAGUGAAGCGGAGAAGGUGACUGAGCUUCUGAGCCGGUUCCCAAAUGUCAUCGAACUCAGCCUGCUUAAACCCGAGACGGUCCGCUCGUACUUGUAUAGCGACUACUACCUCGCCAUUCUCCGGAAAACCACAGCUGAUCUUUCGCACCUCAAAAGCAUUGAGUUCCAUAGCGAUGAAUAUCCUUUGCAAUUUGCCAAAUCUUUACCAGCCUUGCGAAAACUGUCGUUCACGGGCUAUUCGAGAAGUUCGCCGAUGGAGACUUCAAGCAUACUUUCGCGCCUCAGGCACCUUGAAGAGCUUGAGCUCAUUCUGCCUACAACACCUACCGUGUUCGGUGGCCUUGAGAUUGAGACAACUUUACCGAAGACGCUUUCUUUGACACGAGAAGUCAUCCGCGACCUUCGCGGUCUUAAGAGCUUUGUCCUGCGGGAGCUCAAGGACAGCUUCAACAGGCUGCCCGUGUUUUGUACCUCGCGUUUCAUACAAGCGCUUGAUUCGACGCAUCGGCCGACUCUGCAGAAACUUAAGAUUGACCUCAGCUUCACACCAGAUGUGCCAAGUCAACGAGCAAUCAAAGCGCUCUGCUCCUCUUCCAAUCUAAAGCAUAUCGAUGUUGUGUGGCCAGGUAUGCGAGGAGACUUACUCAAUUCUCUACCUAAGAAUUUGGUUUCGCUGAGAACAGCACCAACCUUUGGCCGACCACCGUAUUGGGUCAUGCAAGUUGUGCAGUGGAAGCGUGCAGACCUGCCUAAUCUUCGGGAGCUUUGCUUAGUGGGGGACUCCAGAUCUUCCGCCUUGACUCAUUCGGUAGGAACCUGAAUUGAGAAGGUUAGACGCUUUGAUACUAAUGGAUACGACAUAGUCCACAACAACCCAAGCAUUCAGGUCAGCCAAGACCUUGCUCACUUCCUUGGGUAUUAAAGUAUACGUCGAAUCGUUGCAAGUUAGCGCUGGAGCCGCGCGCAACCGAUCGACUUCUGGCGGAAAUAGCCUUGUUAGACACUCAUGCUGAGCGUGUUUGUCAAGUCUCUGUGCAUUUGAUUAUCGGCGGUCAACUUGGUUCUUGAUUGAAGAUUUGGAGUAUAUAUUGAUCGAGAUACCUGAACAUCCAUUGUUUGCAUUCAUUUACGUAGCAACAAUGACGACUUCGUUCUUCUUUUCCUCUGGGAAA